UCCAAAGGGAUGAUCGAAAGCACAAUAGGGGAAAUCCAUCGAUAGGUGAGGAGUGGGGUGACGGGGGAGAAAGAAGCGAUCAUGUCGGCGUUGGCGGCGUUGAAGAUGGUGAAGGUUCCUCCGAACUCGGCGAGCGUGGGGGAGGCUCGCAAGCGGACGCUCGAAUUCUUCAAGAUGGCCUGCCGAUCCCUCCCUUCCGUCAUGGAAAUCUACAACCUCGACGAUGUCGUCACCGUCUCCCAUCUCCGCUCCGCGAUCUCCUCCCAGAUCCGCAAGAACGCCCACAUCAAUAAUCCCAAGGUUAUUGAUUUGCUUCUCUUCAAGGCGACAGAGGAACUUAGCAACAUAGUUACACAUUCAAAGCAGCGCCACCAUGUAAUUGGCCAAUAUGUUCUUGGACAUGAAGGGCUUAUGCAAGACAUGGGGACAAAAGACCAGGGAAUAUCUGAGUUUCUGAAACAAUUUUAUACCAGUAACUACUUCUGAACCUUUUCAGAAGCUGGAAGAAUCGAUCUCCAAUCUUGUCUUUAGCUGAUACAGUUCACAAGCUUUCAACAUAGAGCUAGCAGCCAAAAUUCUAAUUUAGCUUGUUUGUAUCAUGAAGUUGGGGUGCAUUGAGAAAUAUUUUUCCAGCACAAGCUUUUGUUGUGUUUCUCGAGUUUCUCCUUUUAGGAAUAACAAAUUCAUGAUGUUUACAUGAAUGAGAUUGAACGGGUACCGCUUAUUGAAUUCUGCCUGUCAAGAGAAACCCCAUGGAACAACUGUGUUUCUCAUUGUGUGAAUGCUUGUGUUUUCAAGUGUCAGAAGUUUAUGUUUCUGGUUGUUUUUCA
Molecule: messenger RNA, 830 nt
Organism: Musa acuminata AAA Group (dessert banana)
Lineage: Eukaryota; Viridiplantae; Streptophyta; Magnoliopsida; Zingiberales; Musaceae
Product: NADH dehydrogenase [ubiquinone] 1 alpha subcomplex subunit 6
Exons: 2
Coding region: 82-486 (134 amino acids)
Biological process (GO): response to oxidative stress
Source: RefSeq, a predicted model, not a curated record